Seminavis robusta is the source of this 808-nucleotide messenger RNA. The record is from the annotation of a GenBank genome assembly. Lineage: Eukaryota; Bacillariophyta; Bacillariophyceae; Naviculales; Naviculaceae.
UGUGAAAUCAAUGGUUCGCCGUACCGCAGCUUUCGUGGAAUUGGAAGAAAAGCAAGCCGAUUUUUACAGUUAACUCCAUCUGGCGAACGAAGGGAGGAAGAAAGAGGUGCAAAUAGCUGGUUAGGACCGCGCCUCAGCUCCAGGGUAGAAUGCCGUUCAGGAGGGUUCAACUAACUUUCCGCUCAUAAUUCCAGCCCACAGCUCUUACUUGCUUGCUACCACCCCAAUUCAAUCAAAAACUUUCCUCGCCAACCAUGACCUCUGUUUCGCUUGUCAAAUUCAAUAUGUUGAUGUUUUUGGUGUUGGCCGUUGUUACACCGGAGGUUGUGUCUCGUCAUGGAGCUGCUGCUGGAGGAGGUGACGUCUGUGACGAAGACACCAACUGUAAAACUUCACCCAUCGUGAAGGACCCAAUAGCUUGUCCCUUCUCGGCAGGUGAUGGUGAGGUGGUCCAGGAAGUGGGGUGCUGGGUUCACAACUGCUUGGAAUGUGAUGCUAGCACUGGUGGCUGUCCUGCGCUUGGGGUUGUAAAUGCGGCCUGUUAUGACGUCCAGUAUUGCUUUGACCAUGACAACGAGCUCUGCCUUCACCUGUCAGAAGAAGUCUGCGAGCUCUUGCCACAGUUUUGCUCCUAUCCUGCAGAAGAACUUCAGGUAGCCUUUCUAGAAGCCCUGCAGGUGAAAGGGCUUGAGCUCUAAGCAUGGAUUUGGAAGGAGCGUAAUGUCCAGCCUUGCCAAGAUUGGUCGGUUUCGCUCUGUGCUUUGUAUAUAUGGUAGUAACAUAAUAUUAGCGAACGAUUGAUCAUUCG